AUGGAGAAUACUACGGAGAAUAUUAUGGAGACAGUCAUCAGCAGCACCAGUGCGAGAGAAGUCACUAUAGCAGGCGAAUACGGAGAACAUUGCGGAGAAAUCAAGCGACAACAAGGCCCCCAGCACCAAGAACAGGCUCAGCUCUCCAAGAUCCCACGUUAUAUCAGUCAUCCACUCAAGGAGGAGCAAGAGAAGGAACUACAACAGGCAAAUGCGGAGAACACUGCGGAGAAACCAAGCGGCAAUAAGGCCACCAUCGUCAAGAACACGGCUCAGCUCUCCAAGAUCCCACGUCAUAUCAGUCAUCCACUCAGAGUAAGAGGAGGAACUACAACAGGCAAAUGCGGAGAACACUGCGGAGAAACCAAGCGGCAACAAGGCCACCAUCGUCAAGAACACGGCUCAACUCUCCAAGAUCCCACGUCAUAUCAGUCAUCCACUCAGUCAGCCACUCAGCUAGCCACUCAGUCUGAUACUCUACAAGAGGAGGAGCAAGAGAAGGAACUACAACAGGCAAAUGCGGAGAACACUGCGGAGAAACCAAGCGGCAACAAGGCCACCAUCGUCAAGAACACGGCUCAGCUCUCCAAGAUCCCACGUCAUAUCAGUCAUCCACUCAAGGAGGAACUACAACAGGCAAAUGCGGAGAACACUGCGGAGAAACCAAGCGGCAACAAGGCCACCAUCGUCAAGAACACGGCUCAGCUCUCCAAGAUCCCACGUCAUAUCAGUCAUCCACUUAAAGAGGAGCAAGAGAAGGAACUACAACAGGCAAAUGCGGAGAACACUGCGGAGAAACCAAGCGGCAACAAGGCUACCAUCGUCAAAAACACAGCUCAGCUCUCCAAGAUCCCACGUCAUAUACUCUCCACGGUUCCACAUCAAAUCAUCACUCAGCAAGCGGAGAACACCACUGCAACUUGGCCUAUUAUCCCCACUGCAUUAAGAAGCAAGAGGAGGAACUACAAUAACGUCACAAGAGGAGGAUCUACUGCGACGAUCAUAGUCAAUUAG
Letharia columbiana is the source of this 1014-nucleotide messenger RNA. RefSeq lists its product as uncharacterized. Lineage: Eukaryota; Fungi; Ascomycota; Lecanoromycetes; Lecanorales; Parmeliaceae. The transcript has 6 exons. The record is from RefSeq and is a predicted model, not a curated record. Bases 1 to 1014 code for a protein of 337 amino acids.